Messenger RNA from Canariomyces notabilis, 1677 nucleotides. Its product is annotated as actin-like ATPase domain-containing protein. Gene Ontology annotation, biological process: intracellular glucose homeostasis; mannose metabolic process; carbohydrate phosphorylation. The record is from RefSeq and is a predicted model, not a curated record. Bases 1 to 1677 code for a protein of 558 amino acids. The transcript has 3 exons. Gene Ontology annotation, cellular component: cytosol; mitochondrion. Lineage: Eukaryota; Fungi; Ascomycota; Sordariomycetes; Sordariales; Chaetomiaceae. Gene Ontology annotation, molecular function: fructokinase activity; mannokinase activity; glucokinase activity.
AUGCAGCCAUUCGUUUCUGCCAUGACCUCUUUACGGGAUGUUCUCUUAGCCGCCUUCAGGUCGCUCCUCCGGGGCAGGUCGUUGCUCCGGAUUCUGCUGGCGUUCUGGACCGAGAGCAAGCCCAACCACGACCAUCAAGAUGUCGGCCAAGCCAAGGUCGCCGCCAGCCCAGUCGCGGAUUUCCUCGCCGAUGCCGAGCACCUGCUGUUGGCGCCUGUCGAGCCCAGCCGACUGCGCGAUCUCUCACGGAAGCUAAAGCGCCAGUUUCGGGAAGCCCUGCGGUUAAACCCGAACUGUAUGCUGCCGUCCUACAACUCCCAACUACCCACUGGCCUCGAGUCCGGCCAAUAUCUCGCCCUCGAUGUUGGCGGGUCAACGCUACGAGUCGCACUGGUAGAACUGGCGGGUCGUGCAUCACAGGGCCUUCGAACCAGCAUUGUUCGGAUAGAUUCGUUCAAGAUCAGCAGUGAUGUUCGAAGUCUAAGGGGAGUCGCUUUCUUCGACUGGAUGGCCGAGAGGAUACGGGAAACCGUCGCCGAAGACGGCGAGAAGGGUCACAGUCCGGACCACCCCCUCAUCAUCGGCAUGGCUUGGAGCUUCCCCAUUGAGCAAACCUCCUCCAAGGGCGGGAAACUCUGUGGUAUGGGCAAAGACUUCCUCGCAGCCGAGGGGCUUGUCGGGCAGGACCUCGGAGAGAUCAUCAACCUGGCAUGCAGGAGAAAGGGGAUUCAUGUCGAAUUGUGCGCCAUUGUCAACGACUCGAGCGCCACCCUGCUUUCCAAGGCCUACACCAACCCUUCAACGCGCUUCGGCUUGAUUCUCGGGACAGGGGUCAAUAUCGCGGCUCACCUCCCCGUCAGCACCAUCGACCUACCAAAGUACGGUGACCGGCCCAGCAGCUGGCACGAAAAAGCGAGCCACGUCAUUGUCAACACGGAGCUGGGCAUGUUUGGCAAGGACAUCCUCCCGCUGACCAGAUGGGACAAGCUGCUCAAGGCCGCACAUCCCCGGCCAGAUUUCCAGCCCCUCGAGCAGCUUGUUAGCGGCUUAUACCUCGGCGAGAUCUGCCGGCUAGCCCUGCUCGACGCUAUCACUACCACGGGGAUAUUUGGCGGGACAGUCCCACCGUCACUCCAAAAGCCCUACUCGCUCGACACCGAGACCCUGUCAUUGAUCGAAGCCGACUCUUCCUCCUCCCUAUCAACUUCCAUCACCCUCUUCACCUCCCGUCAUCCGAGCACCGUGACCCCGACCACAGCCGACUUGGCCUUUUUGCGCGCCCUGGCGUCGUACAUUGCGCGCCGCUCCGCCGCCAUCGUGGCCGCCUCGCUGUUUGCGCUCUGGGAGCUCAAGGCCGAGGCCGAGCGCGAGCUGAUCACGGACGCCUCCUCUUCACCCUCCUUUGCGGCGGCGGCCGCCGAAGCCGAACUGGCCCUAUCCGACGCCAAGACCACGGUGGCGUACAACGGCUCCGUCGUCGAAAACUACCCGGGCUACCGGGACCAUUUGCAGAGCUAUAUUGACCAGCUAGUUUCGAUUUCCCAAGAGAGGAGGAGUCAAGACCAAGGCCAAGACCAAGGGACAGUGGCAAGGGGCGCGGAAGGGGUGAUUGCGCUCGUCGAGGCGAGGGAGAGCCCGCUGCUUGGGGCUGCGGUGGCGUUGGCUUGCCUGGAUUAA